CGGUCACGCAUUGACCGCACGGACUCACAACAACACCGACACCGGCGACGGCGCUCACCGACGGAAUAACAAGGCAAGAUGGCGACGGAGGGCCAGGUCGAAUACGAGUCUAUCCUCUGUGUCAAACCAGAAGUCAACGUGUACCGAAUCCCACCGCGAGCUUCCAACCGGGCCAUCAGGGCGGCUGAUUGGAAGCUGGACGCUCCCGACUGGUCGGGACGCAUGCGAGUGGUGGCUCGGGGGAAAGUCGCCUAUGUCAAACUGGAGGACAAAAUUUCCGGGGAGCUUUUUGCCCAGGCACCCGUGGACGAGUACCCCGGCAUCACCGUGGAAACCGUGAGCGAUUCCAGCCGCUACUUUGUGCUCCGCAUCCAGGAUGACAACGGCCGCAGCGCCUUCAUCGGUAUCGGGUUUGGAGACCGAGGGGAUGCUUUUGACUUCAACGUUGCACUUCAGGACCACUUCAAGUGGGUAAAACAGGAAAAAGAGUUCAGCAAACAGGCACAAGCUCCAGACUCCACCCCUAAACUUGACCUGGGCUUCAAAGAAGGACAAACCAUCACGCUCAACAUUGGGCAAUCCAAAAAAAAGGAUAGGACCCGCCCGCAGAGUUCCGGCGGCCUUGGUCUCCUUCCUCCUCCCCCUGGAGGCAGGCUAGCCCCGCCCCCGUCCUCCCGAUCUAAUAAUCAUAACACGCAGCCAUCUGUGGGAGGAAAUGACACAGGUUGCUUGCUGGAUCUGGACUCCAGCAACUCCAAUUUGGUGGCACCGUCCAAUCCGCCUGUGACGGCCGGCUCCGACCUGUGGGGAGACUUUGACUCCCCAAAGUGAGCAGAGUCCCGCUUGGCUCUUCCUUCCCUCUUCUCUCUUCUUCUCUCUCUCAGUAACAUUAUGCAGCACUUUUGGCAUCGUUGCUUUCCCCUUUGAGGGGGGUCCCUACUGCUCUCCCUGCCGAGCAGGGUAAACCCUCACCGUGCCCCCCCCCAUCCACCCGCCACCCACCUCUUGUGUACUGUACGAAAGAAUCAAGUUAUGUUCUAAUGCUGUUAGUCUCAAACCUAACAAUUUGUUUGCCCCCUCCUUUUUAACUGUGAAUAUUCUAUAGAAAUGUGAUUAAGGAAAUAUAACAAUGAAUGCAGUUUCUGUACAUAGACUAUUUAUUUUCAAUGCGUAUAAGUUUGUUAGUCAAUUAUGUUGUAGCUUCUUUUUUUGUUUCCUAUUUUUUUGGAUCAGUAAUAUGCACUUUGUGUGUUAGUAUGUCUUAAUUCAACAUUGUUCUAUUACUCUGCUAGUUUACCACCAUAAUCUUGUACUUGAAAGAAACAUUCAGUGGGUUCCCCAAGCGGUGCCGCUCUAUGGCGCCCCGCAGUGGACUCUUAGGGCACAACAGCAAUACUUGCAGUGUAGACAGCAUAGAGCAGCUGCUUUGUGAAAACUAGCAGCCGACGUAAAUACGUUGAGAGGAUGAAGGUGGCAGCCAAGUUGGAUGUCAUUUAGUGACUGUGAGGAUGUCAGCUAAGCUUAUUCACGACCUCUGUCCUGCUUAGUGAUGUCAUCUCCUGUCAUUCUCAGAGUGGGGGGUUUGUCGUCGUCAUCCGACAACCCCAAAGGUUGUGCAACCAACCUCAUUUGAACUUUUUGAUGUAUGUCAAGUGUUUGAUUUUGGACUGAUGCAUUGUCGGGACCACGCUUUUUUUGUGAACUGCGUUUCUGGUUAUUGUGAUCUUACCGAUUUUGUUGAUUCGUGGAUGUCGCGAUGGAUGUUGGCCGGGCAUCAACCCUAACAAAACGUUUUACCGUCUGUGAUUUGUUAUGUAUGGAAAUGAAUAUGCAAAGGUAAAUAUAAGACAGAAACAAUGCAA
Messenger RNA from Syngnathus acus (greater pipefish), 1862 nucleotides. RefSeq names its product NECAP endocytosis associated 1 (gene necap1). The record is from RefSeq and is a predicted model, not a curated record. Gene Ontology annotation, cellular component: clathrin vesicle coat; membrane. The transcript is spliced from 7 exons. Gene Ontology annotation, biological process: endocytosis. NCBI's taxonomy places the organism in Eukaryota, Metazoa, Chordata, Actinopteri, Syngnathiformes, Syngnathidae. Bases 79 to 831 code for a protein of 250 amino acids.